Dermatophagoides pteronyssinus (European house dust mite) is the source of this 2027-nucleotide messenger RNA. Its product is annotated as leucine-rich repeat flightless-interacting protein 2. The record is from RefSeq and is a predicted model, not a curated record. NCBI's taxonomy places the organism in Eukaryota, Metazoa, Arthropoda, Arachnida, Sarcoptiformes, Pyroglyphidae. Gene Ontology annotation, biological process: regulation of DNA-templated transcription.
UAAACAUUAUUAUCAGCGUUUGUUUAUGAAUUUCAUCUAUUUGAAAACUAUUUCCACUUAAGUGAUCCAAAAAGAAAAACGAAAAAAGAAAUCCUUUUUGUUCCUGUUCGAUUGAAAUGAUGAGUUCUCCAACAACAUCAAUUUCUCGGCCACCGUUGCCACCACCACCACCUCCACCUCCGCCAUCAUCAUCAUCACAACAAUCAAAUUCGAUGAUCAAUAAUAAUCAUUGUGAUAUAACAUCAUCAACAACAAUCAUCACUAAUAAUAAUAAUAAUAAUAAUAAUAAUUUACAAUAUUCACCAUCAAGACGUUCAAGAACAAUGUUAUUGUCGAAUAAUGGUACAUCAUCGACGACAACAACAACAACAAUGGUAACAACAACAACAACAACAACAAAUUUAAAUGGAAAAUUAUCAUCAUCAUUAUCAGCAGAAGAUGAUGUACUUGGUCAAAUUACUAAAGAGGCUGAAGCAAGAUUGGCUGCACGUCGUCGUGAACGAGCUGAAGCACGUGAAAUUCGUUUACGUGAAAUAGAACGACAACAAAAAGAAAUGGAUGAACAUUCGGAUAAACAUUAUGAAUUAUUGAAUAAUAAUGGUAAUGUUUCGAAUGUUUCGGGUAUUAAUAAUCAAAUCCAAACGAUCAAUAAUAAUAAUAUGGAUCAUAUCGGUAAUAGUUAUCGUAUGCGAACAACUCCAAUUAUUUCACGUGAAAGUCGUACUUCAUCCUAUACAAGUUCACGAAGAAGUAGUCAAGAAUCAUUGGAUAUGAUGUGUGGUGGUACAAACGAUUCUCCUCGUGAGCUUAGACAUUAUGCACAAGAAUUAGAGGAAAAAUUUCGUAAAGCAAUGAUUAAUAAUGCUCAAUUAGAUAAUGAAAAACAAUCAUAUGUUUAUCAAAUUGAUUUAUUUAAAGAUGAAAUGGAAGAAUUGGAAGAAAAUUAUUUAAGGUUACAACGUGAUUUUAAGGAAAAAUCUCGGAAUUAUGAACAACUUAAGCGUGAUAAUGAACGAUUACAAUUUGAUUUUAAAUGCUAUAAAGAAGCAUUAGAAGAAAGAGAACGAUUAAUAAAAGAAGCUGAUCUCGUUAUAAUUCGCAAUAAUGGUAAUCAAAAUGCCAAAAUAUUUCAUAAAAAUAAAUUAUUAUUACAAAAUGGCCAUCCGAAUGGUGAAAAUCAUUCAAUGAUUAAUGGUGAUGUUAAUAAUGAUAAUAAUGAUGAUGAUGAAGAUUUUCCCGUAUUAUUGGCCAAUAAUCUUUCAUUAAUAAGUAAAGAUGCAUCAUUAAUAUUAGAAGAUAUACCGGGUAAAACAUUGGAAAAUAAAUUAAAAAAUUUAAUGCUUGAACAUCGUCAAUUACAAAAUCAAAUUAAUGAAUUAAAAAAUGAAUUAGAUGAUGAACGUAAUCGUGCUUGUUCAAUGAAUGAAGCAUUUGGUAAUAAUUCAUUACAUUUAACAACUGAAAUGCAAGCUGAAAUACAAAGAGAAGCAAAUAAAAUGACAAAUGAUCUCCGUUAUAAAUUAAAAAAAUGUGAACAAGAAAAUGCUACACUAAUUUCGACUGUAAAUCGUUUAGAAAAUCAAUUGAUACGUUGUAAAGCUGACGCUGAUCAAUCGGAAAGAUUAGAAGAAGAAUUAAAAUUGGACAAAAGAAAAGCACAACGUGAACUACGUGAAGCAUUGACCAAAAUUGAAGAAUUAGAAUCGGCAAAUGUUCAUCUACAGAAACGUAUCGAUAAACUUAAAUCAAAUCGUAAUAUAAUUGGUAUUAUUACAAAUGGUGGUAGUAACAAUAAUAAUAAUAAUGGUUCGAAUAUCACUGAUCAGACCAUACCACAACCACAGCCAUCGACAACAGAAUCAUCAUCAUCAUGUGCAUCAUCGGAUAUAUCAUCGACAUUAUGUUCAUCAUCAUCAACAACAACGAAUGACUGAAUGAUUACAAAAAAAUUCAUGUAUUUCGCUCCCAUUACUCCAUACAAUGUGAUAUAUAAUCAACAAAUGAGAAACCGUAAUGACAAUCAAGAC